CACGUGAUACGCGAAUCACCAACAGCUCUUCUCUGUCAAGGAGUGGGACGUUUCGGAUCGUCUUAGUAAUGGCGGACACAUGUGGCCAAGUACUCCUUGGGUCUGGGCUAACUGUCCUUUCCCACCCCCUUAUGUACAUCAAGGUUUUAGUUCAGGUUGGACAUGAACCUCUCCCUCCUUCUUUAGGCAGGAAUCUAUUUGGCCGACAAGUGUACCAGCUUCCAGGGCUCUUUGCAUAUGCCAAACACAUCAUACAGAUUGAUGGGAAAUCAGGCCUAUUUAAGGGUCUCGCCCCGAGGCUUUGUGCUGGGACCAUUGGAACUGUCGUCCAUAGUAAAGUGUUGCAGAAAUGCCAGGAGGAAAAAACUGAGAUGGUGGGAAGUAGUCAGAAAGCAGAGGAAGGUUCCUUGCAACAUGUAGUAAAUGAGACCACUAAAGAAAUGAUUGCACGUUCCUGUGCCACAAUUGUCACACACCCUUUUCAUGUGAUCACUCUUAGAUGCAUGGUACAGUUUAUCGGUAGAGAAGCCAAAUACAGUGGCGUCUUUGACUCCAUUAUUACAAUCUACAGAGAAGAAGGAAUCCUGGGGUUUUUUGCCGGCCUCAUUCCUCGUCUACUUGGUGAUGUUCUUUCCUUGUGGAUCUGCAACAUGCUCGCUCACUUUAUCAACACAUAUGCUAUAGAUGACUCGAUGAGUCAUACAGGAGAGAUAAAGAACUGUUCUCAGGCUGUGACUGGGUUUUUUGCCAGUAUGCUGACGUAUCCAUUUGUAUUGGUGUCUAACCUGAUGGCUGUAAAUAACUGUGGGCUGGCUGGAGGUCUUCCACCCUAUGCUGCUGUUUAUCCCAAUUGGCUCCACUGCUGGAGUCACCUGAGCCGAGAGGGCAACAUGAGCAGAGGCAACAGUCUGUUCUUCAGAAAGUUGCCUGUGGGGAAGAUGUAUGCCAUCGAGCAGAAGAGAUUUUUCUGAAUAGAACGCUAUAAACAUUGUCUUUUAUCAUGAUAAUAUAAUUGAACUGGCCCAAGAAGUUCCUAAUCCUUUGUGUGCACUUGUUUAUGACAACAGACUUUUGUUCUUUUUGAUAAUCAGUCUGCAUCUACAUCCAGAAUCAUUGUUGUUAAUUUUAUCCAUAAAUUAUUUUCACUACAUGGUGAGUUGCUUUGAUUUGAAAACAUAAAGAGCUUUAUUUUAAUACCCAGGGCUUUGUAUACAUACCCCAACUAAAUAAACCCUAAAAUAAUUAUUUCAGAGAAGCACUUGAGGGUGUAAGUCAACUGUAAGUCCACACCAGCCCCUAAACCAUCUGUGCCUGAGUACAGUGCAGGCCCUUUACGCACUUAUGCAUUUUGUUCCCAUUUGCUCCCAAACAUGAUGAUCAUCAGUAAAACAGUCCUUAUACAUCUGCUGUUGUCUCUACUGUCUAAUGUACUGACUUUCAAGAAAUGUUCCACCCUGUUGAUGGUAUACUGAAAGUAAAGUUAAUCCAGCAGGCCCAUUUUGACCUAUGCGGUGUCUAUGUAUUCAUGUGUUAAUGUGAGAGAAAUGUUAUGCAGCACUUUGACUAUAUUUGCAUACCAGAUGUGGCCCUAGUUCUUGCAUAGCAUUGCUAAGCUUGACCACACCCUGGUAAUAUACACUGAUCAGCCACAACGUUAAAACCACUGACAGGAGAAGUGAAUAACAUUUAUCUCGAUUCAAUUGCACCGGUCAAGGCAUGGAAUAUAUUAGGCAGCAAGUGAAGUCAUUUCUUGAAUUUCAUGUGUUGGAAGCAGGAAAAAUGGGGAAGUGUAAGGAUCCAAGUGACUUUGACAAGGCCCAAAUUGUGAUAGCUAGAUGGCUGGGUCAGAGCAUCUCCAAAAUGCCAGGUCUUGUGGGGUGUUCCCGGUAUGUAGUGGUUAGUACCUAACAAAAGUGGUCCAAGGAAGGACAACAGGUGACAGGGUCAUGGGCACUCAAGGCUCAUUGAUGCGUGUGGGGAGCGAAGGCUAGCCCAUCUGUUUCUAUCCCACAGAAGAGCUACUGUAGCACAAAUUGCUGAAAAACCAUGAUAAAAAGGUGUCGGAACACACCGCGCAUUGCCCAUGACCUCUGUCCACUGUCGAAAGCGCCUACAAAUGGGCAAGUGAGUCAGAACUGGACCAUGGAGCAAUGGAAGAAAGUGGCCUGGUCUGAUGAAUCAUGUUUUCUAUUAGAAAUGUGGACGGCUGUGUGCAUCGUUUACCUGGGGAAGAGAUGGCAGCAGGAUACUCCAUGGGAAUAAGGCAGGCCGCCGGAGGCAAUGUGAUGCUCUGGGCAAUGUCUUGCUGGGAAACCUUGAGUCCUGGCAUUCAUGUGGAUGUUACAUUGACGUAUACCACCUACCAAAGAUUGUUGUAGAACACGUACACCCCUUCAUGGCAGUGGUAUUCCCUGAUGGCAGUGGCCUCUAUCAGCAGGAUAAAUGCACCAUUACCACAUUGCAAAAAUGGUUUGAGGAACAUGACAAAGAGUUCAAAGUGUUGCACUGGCCUCCAAAUUCCCCAGAUCUCAAUCCGAUUGAGCAUCUAUGGGAUGUGCUGGACCAACAAUCCGAUCCAUUGAGGCCCCACCUCACAACUUGCAGGACUUAAAUUAUCUGCUGCUAACGACUUGGAGCCAGAUACCACAGGACACCUUCAGAGGUCUUGAGGAGUCCAUGCCUCGACGGGUCAGAGCAGUUUUGGCAGCACAAGGGGAACUACAUUAUAUUAGGCAGUGGUUUUAAUGUUGUGGCUUUAGAGCAGUGGUAAGUGUGGAGGCCACAUCUCCGUCAGAGCAAUUGUUCCCAUUCCUAAAAGGUUGAGAUUUUUAUUUCUAUUGACAUUCAAACUAACUUAAAUAAAUCUUAUGCCA
Messenger RNA from Xyrauchen texanus (razorback sucker), 2873 nucleotides. RefSeq names its product mitochondrial carrier homolog 2 (gene mtch2). The transcript has 13 exons. The coding region runs from base 69 to 971 and encodes 300 amino acids. The record is from RefSeq and is a predicted model, not a curated record. Gene Ontology annotation, cellular component: membrane; mitochondrion. NCBI's taxonomy places the organism in Eukaryota, Metazoa, Chordata, Actinopteri, Cypriniformes, Catostomidae. Gene Ontology annotation, biological process: positive regulation of apoptotic process.